AUGAGCUUGGUUGUGAGGAACCUGCAGCGGGCGGUGCCCCUGAGGCGGGCGCGGCUCCGCGAGAAUGUGCAGGCGGUGCGGAGAGCACUGGGGGUGCAGAGGUUCGACCUGGGGGUCAUCUGUGUCGACAACAGAAAGAUUCAGCAGAUUAAUAGAAUCUACAGAGACAAAAACACCCCAACAGAUGUGCUUUCCUUUGCGUUUCACGAGAAUCUGAAAGCAGGCGAAAUUCCCCAGCCUGAUUUUCCAGAUGACUAUAAUUUAGGAGACAUCUUCCUGGGAGUGGAGUAUAUCUUCCAGCACUGCAAAGAAAAUGAAGAUUACUAUGACAUCCUGACUGUGACUGCCACCCACGGGCUCUGUCACCUGCUGGGCUUCACACACAGCACGGAGGCCGAGUGGCGGAAGAUGUACCAGAAGGAGAAGCAGGUUCUCGAGGAGCUGAGCAGGCACACAGGGACCAGGCUUCAGCCCCUGAUCAGGGACCUCUUCUGA
Lipotes vexillifer (Yangtze River dolphin) is the source of this 495-nucleotide messenger RNA. It is a transcript of the gene YBEY, whose product is annotated as ybeY metalloendoribonuclease. Gene Ontology annotation, biological process: rRNA processing. The coding region runs from base 1 to 495 and encodes 164 amino acids. Gene Ontology annotation, molecular function: metalloendopeptidase activity. Lineage: Eukaryota; Metazoa; Chordata; Mammalia; Artiodactyla; Lipotidae. The record is from RefSeq and is a predicted model, not a curated record. The transcript has 4 exons.